AUGUUCAAAUUACGACGAGGUUCCGGAAGUGGAAUGGGAAAAUCCAAAAAGGAGCUUCGUGAAAGCUCUAGUGGAAAUGCUAAAGCGGUGGCUGCGGAUCAUGCUGGCACUGUGGGUGACCACAGUCGCUCUCCCCAACGUCCGUCCAAUAAAUUGCGUCCAUUACGAGAAGAACUGAAACAACCAAAACAGCAACCAGCAGAAGCAUCCCCGUCCGCACCGCCGAAAGAACGACUGUUUCCAGGACGCAAAUUCGGUUCGUUUGCCAUAUCUCCAAAAUCCCCAUCCUCCCUGCGUGGCCGAAUGUCACUCUUCAAGCGAGCCUCUAGUGUCAAAUCAACGAAGAAGAAGAAAAAGAGAGAAUCCGAUGCGGUCGACGAUUGGUUUGACGAAAAAAAAGAACAAAAUUCGACACCCACCCGAAAAUCACCCAAACCGCCUACCAGGGGAGCCUAUUACACUGCCCCUAUCGAUAGAUCCAAUCGAAAGGUGAAUUCUGCCAACGUUCAUGGCAUGUCAGGAUUGUCCUUUAUGCCGAACCUAGCUGCAGACGAACAAGAGACUUAUGAAUUGGAUUUGCCAGAUGUCGAAGUCUUGGAGACAGUUCCCAAAAAGAAGGGAAGAUCCAAAAAGCGAGGGAGUCGCCGACGACCACCAACCUCGGCUCCAGAUUUGUCACCCUAUCAGACAUCACCGACAGCCUCGUCGCACUCUUCCAGAUCUCAAAUAAACACUGCGAGUGCCAGACCUACCUUGUCCAAGUCCAUGCGGUCCCAAUCUGCCCGAUCCCCAUCCCCCUAUUCCAUGACCAAAGACAAGAUGUCCCAAUCCAUGCAUACCGAGUCGCCCUAUAUUCGUCCCAAACAAAAGGUGGAUUUGUCCCAAUCCAUGCGAUCCACAUCUUCCACUCCCGCGGCAGCAGCAAAGUCCACCACAUCCUCCUCGUCGUCGCAAGGAGGAGGAGGUUUGUCACGACGACAAGAAAAAUUACACACGGAACGAGAAAUGGCAGAAGAAUUUACCAUUGGUCAAGUGGUGGAGUUACACGGUUUGAAAAAUGAGGAAAUGAAUGGCCGCAAGGGUCGGGUGUAUGGCAAAAAGAAACAUUCCGACCGGUAUCACAUUGCGCUAUUUGUGGAGGACACAUCAGUGCCGCCAACGAAUGAGGAAGAAGAGGAAGACGAUUAUGUGGCCAUUCGACCUAGGAAUAUGAAAUUGUAUACGAAAAAGAAGGAAGCAGAUAUAGAGGAGCCUGCUGCAAAGGAGGAGACGACAGUGCCAGAAACGAAAAUACCAAAAAAUAUUGUUCCAAAAAAGAAAAAGGCAAAGAAGCAAGAAGCGGAAAAGAAGUCAGUCGCACAAUCACAUCAACAACAAGUGCAGCCUGUCGAGGAAGAGGAUCAUUCCGACGAACGACAACAACGACCACCCACCAAACCACUUUCUUCACGUUCCAUCAAUACCACCAAUACCACCAAGAACAGCAGCACGAACCAUCACAAGUCCGACAUUACAGUGGACGACUUUCAGAUUGGGGAAUGGGUACGACUGCAGGGCCUCCGAACAGAAACCAUGAAUGGCAGAGAGGGUUAUGUCUAUGGGAUGAGUGAAGAUCGUGUCCAUGUGGUCAUUGACCAGGUGGGGGACAUUGACACUAAUCUCAAAAAUUUCAUGCAAGAUCAGGACUAUGUCGCCAUUUGGCCGCACAAUUUGGUGUUGCUGGGAACGAAACAGAUUUCUUCGGCGAAACGGAAAUCGGGUGGUAUCGCCGCGUCGUUUUCGUCGUCGCGCAAAUCGGGUGGCAUCGGUGGGUCGUUUGAAACCUUGCUCAGCGAUAGCGAAUGGGAAACCGACACGGAUGAUGAGCAUGAUGAUGAUGAAGAAGAGCUUGCCGACGAGGAGGGACGAAAAUCGACCGGGGAGGCAGCCUCGAGGGCCUCUCAGAGCGAUAGCGAUUGGGAGACAGAUACAGAUGAUGACAACGACGACAACGACGCGAUUGCAAACUCAGAUGAUGAUGAUGAUGACGACGAGAUUGCAGAUGACACUCUACUAGAUUCGAGUGACGACGACGAGGCCACCGAUAUGAAGUCUCUGGACGACGAUAUUGACGAGCGAGUCAUCAAAGUGGACGAUAUUGAGAGCUUGGACGGUGAUAUUGAGGCUUCGGAUGAUGAUGAUGAUGAAGAUGAUUCGGAUAAUGAUGAUGAUUCAGACGAGGAAUCCUCCAUUGCGCUCGAAAUGAUCUCGGAAAAGUCUCAAUUUAGUGCUCCCAAAACAACCCCACCCGGCUCGUACAAGAAAAAAAAUCCUUCAACAACAAAAGAUACGGAUGCAACUUCCAUCACCAUUGAAGAGAUUGAAGAGGAGGAGAGUGGAAUUGAUUUUGAAUAUGCAUCAACUUCUGACGACGAGACUUAUGAAGUGGAUUUGAAGGACGACGACGAUAUAAAGGAUGCCAAAGAUACGAAAGAAAAUGAAAAAUCUCAAGUUCUCGAUUGGUAUCAUUGCUCCGUAAUGCUCAGCGUCAACAUGUCAGAUGAUGAUGAAGAAGAGGACUCAUGUGCGCCCCCGGUCAAUGACACCAAGGAUGACUUUAUAUCCAACAUGCUGUCAGACGAUGAAGACGAUUUGCACGGUGAUUGCAACGAGCUUGUUGCCAACAAGCAUGCAGAGCGUCCCCAGAGUCGAAAGUCACAUGCUGCUGCUGCUGCUGAAGCUUCAAGUGUACACAAGAAUCACUUCUCUCUUGAAACUGCUGUUGACAAGGUCAAGGAAGCGAUAAUGCACGAGGAGAUGUUGCUAGAUUUGAAGAAAAGGGGUCUAUCUCACGAGAUUCUCUGUGUUGAUGACGAUGACGCUAGUGUAGUCACCAUGUCGGAUGAAUCUUACAUGGUGGAUUUGAUGUCUCAAAUACAGCAGCGAAGUUCACUUCGUCAAGAGGAACUCUUGGAGAUGGCAUUUGACCUUUUUUCACAUCUUGCCAGCAGCAAAGACGGCCAAUUUGAUGGCCAGAGCGAAGAAGUAUUUUUGAAGAUUCAUCAGCAGGUCACGGCGAAGCAUGGCCCCGAGUUGAAAGAGCGAGAUGAUGCCAAAGAUAGAAAACUGAAGAAAUAUCUUUCGGCAGUGCAUCAUAAAAAGUAUUGA
This is a messenger RNA of Cylindrotheca closterium, 3147 nucleotides long. The record is from the annotation of a GenBank genome assembly. NCBI's taxonomy places the organism in Eukaryota, Bacillariophyta, Bacillariophyceae, Bacillariales, Bacillariaceae.